UUCGGGGCCCAAGGAGGGUUUCGAGGCGUUCUGACCUCCGGGUCUGCGCCUCCCGGUAUCCUGCAGUCUCGGGAACACGGCAGGCUCUUGGACCCGGCAGACGCUCCAGCGCGCCUCCCUCCCUCUCUCUAUAUUAGCCCGAGCUCCCUCUCCCCACGUACAGAACUCUUGGCUUGCUCCCCGCUGGCCGCGGGGCUGGCUGCUGGGGCGCAGUCCGGGCUGCAGUGCUGAACCAGCGGUGGCUCCGACUGGCCAAGAGGACCAGCGGAGACUUCUGCUGCCGCCGUCUCUGCUGGGGCGCGCUGCCCCAGGUGCUGCCCUCCGAGCGCGCCCCGCCUGCCCAUCCUCGGGGCACCCCAGGGCAGUGGAGUUGCGGGGUGUCCGAGCGGGCUGCUCCCCACUUCUGUCCCAGGCCGGCGCAGCCACUCCUCAUUCUAGGCAAGGAUGGGCUCUUCCCAGUCCAUGUCAGAGGAGGUCCGGGACCUCGUAGGCAAGACCGGCUUCUCUUCAGAACAAAUCGAACAGCUUCACCGAAGGUUCAAGCAGCUGAGUGGGAACCAGCUGACCAUCCGCAAAGAAAACUUCAAUAACAUCCCUGACCUGGAGCUCAACCCAAUCAGAUCCAAAAUCAUCCGUGCCUUCUUUGACAACAGGAACCUCCGAAAAGCACCCAAUGGCUUGGCUGAUGAGAUUAACUUUGAAGAUUUCUUGACCAUAAUGUCUUACUUUAGACCAAUUGAGACCAACAUGGAUGAGGAACAGCUGGAGCACUGCAGAAAGGAGAAGCUAAGAUUUCUCUUUCACAUGUACGACUCUGACAGUGAUGGACGGAUCACCUUGGAAGAAUAUCGAAAUGUGGUAGAGGAACUGCUUUCUGGAAACCCCCACAUUGAAAAGGAGUCAGCCAGAUCCAUUGCUGAUGGAGCCAUGAUGGAGGCUGCCAGUGUCUGUGUGGGACAAAUGCAACCGGAUCAAGUGUACGAGGGAAUCACCUUUGAGGACUUCCUAAAGAUCUGGCAGGGGAUAGAUAUAGAGACCAAGAUGCACGUCCGCUUCCUCAAUAUGGAGACCAUUGCCCUUUGCCAUUGACCUCAGCCGGCCUCCUCUGGUCCUGAGAAGAGCUCUCCCCACAGGGCAAAGAUGACUCGGGAGCCUGUGGGCCCCAAAUGAAUGUGGGUUUUCUUUGCUACUGACAUGUAUACAAUCAACUUGCUAAUGUGCUUCUAUUGUUUUCCUAUACAGAAUGGAUGGUCUGUGAGACGACUCUUUUUAUCUCUAAUAAAUUAGGUUUUGUUAAUGAA
This is a messenger RNA of Dromiciops gliroides (monito del monte), 1301 nucleotides long. RefSeq names its product tescalcin (gene TESC). Bases 445 to 1089 code for a protein of 214 amino acids. NCBI's taxonomy places the organism in Eukaryota, Metazoa, Chordata, Mammalia, Microbiotheria, Microbiotheriidae. The transcript has 8 exons. Gene Ontology annotation, molecular function: calcium ion binding. The record is from RefSeq and is a predicted model, not a curated record.